Babesia bigemina is the source of this 1494-nucleotide messenger RNA. RefSeq lists its product as hypothetical. NCBI's taxonomy places the organism in Eukaryota, Apicomplexa, Aconoidasida, Piroplasmida, Babesiidae. The transcript has 6 exons. Bases 1 to 1494 code for a protein of 497 amino acids. Gene Ontology annotation, biological process: RNA 3'-end processing. The record is from RefSeq and is a predicted model, not a curated record. Gene Ontology annotation, molecular function: nucleotidyltransferase activity.
AUGCAGCAUCGCACAUUAAGGUGUGAUCGUCACCGCCCAUUCGCCCAUGUUCAGUUCAAGGGAUGUUACAGCAGACGCUACUUCUCUGAUGUCGCCAAUGCGACCAGCGAGGCGUCAAGCAACGUGGAACAAUCUGAAAUGCUACUGGAGACCCACUCGGCCUUUCCAUCGGAAUUCAGUACUGGAGAAAGAUUGGAACUGCUCGAAAUAUGCCAUAAGAACAAGUUGUGGCGGCACAGGGAAAUAGACAUCCUGAUGCUGGAGCUGUGGAAGAACAUCGGAAAGCUGAAACAAAGCGAGAUUUCGCUGUACCACAAAAUAUGCAAAGAAAUCAGCGACAACGUGUUGUUGCCAAGCCCAGGGGAGUCUGAAAGGAACCACUUCGCAAAAUACGAAUCGCAAUUCCUCUGGGACCUGACCGUGCUACACAACCACACUCUUAGUCCCACUCUGGAGCAGUAUCGCAAGAAACAGGAUUUAAUCAAGGCACUCAAAAAGACGCUGGAGCAAGCAGCCAACGGCACGCUUCAUACCUUCGGGUCGUGUGAAAACGGACUGUGGGUACGUGGUAGCGACGUCGACAUGUGUCUUGAAAUUCCAAACUGCGGCCACAAGCGGCAGUGGCUAUCCAAACUCAACCUGAAAAACGCAUUCCAUGAAAUUUACCAGAUAAGGUCCACUCUGUCUGACACCGACAUCAUAUCUCACAUAAGCAUCAUAUCGGCCAAGGUACCCAUUGCCAAGCUGUACAACCGACAGAACCACAACUUUUGCGAUAUAUCUAUCAACAACACAGUUGCGCUAGAUAACACGCAAUUCGUCAAGGCGAUGACGAGGAUAGACUUCCGAGUGGUUAAAUUGGCGAGAUUCAUCAAGUACUGGGCGACGUGCAGGUGCAUUAACAACAGGGCGCAAGGCACGCUCAGUUCCUACACCCUCAUCCUGCAGCUGUUCUUUUUCCUGCAGAACAGAUCGCCGCCGAUUUUACCGCUGUAUAAGGACAUAGAAAUCGUGGGAGACGAUCAGGAGCGAAAUGGCAGAUUCAUGACCAACACCAGCGAUAUUUUGGCGAAAUGCGAGUACCUGCAGCAAAAUACGGAAUCGAUAACGCAGCUAAUCUUUGAUUUCUUCAAGUUCUACAGCGAUAAGCGAUUCCAGGGCGGGAGAGUCGGGGCCACCGUCGACCUCUACACCAACGAAGUGACUGAGAACAACCUCGGAGUGUUGGUCAUGAAAUGCCCGAUAACGGGUAAAAACGUGAACCCGUUCACGAUUCGCAUGUGGCAAAGUAUAUACGGGGAAUUCAGGAGAGUAGAUGAGUGCAUCAGGGAUCAACGGCCCAUCGCGCAGAUUUGCAUAAAGUCCGACAAACCACCGCUGGAGACGGAGGCGGAAACGCAACGUAUUCACGCAUCGAUGAUCAGGGAAAUAGUAAUGGCCUUGGCCUCCCCCAGAUCAAGGGCUGUAGGAGCAUUGAGGAGGACGUUGUCGUAA